Messenger RNA from Cylindrotheca closterium, 408 nucleotides. Lineage: Eukaryota; Bacillariophyta; Bacillariophyceae; Bacillariales; Bacillariaceae. The record is from the annotation of a GenBank genome assembly.
AUGGAAAAUAAUGACGGGGAAGUGUUUUGGGCUUGCACCAAGGCUUGUUACUUGGCCAUUCAGAGAUCAAAGGCAUCAUCCCGGGUCCCUUGGGAUAAAGAUGGCCCAAAUGGCCCGACUGAUCCAGUCAAUUCGGAAACUAUCCUCCUAGAGUGGCUCCUUAGACAGCCAACAACUACAGCAAUUACCGCGGUGGUAACGGUAGCAAAGGCACCUCAAAGACACAGUACUCCCACCAGAUCUCAAGCCUGCUUAAAACAAAAGGAAUCAAGAUUGAAAGAACUGCUGAACAGGUUAGAGACAAGAUUGGAGGAAUUGAACGAGCCUAUAAGGUUGCACGGGAUUUCAUGUACACAGAAACUGGCGUUGGCCUGUUGGCAACAGAUGAAGGCAGCUUCCAAGACCUAG